This is a messenger RNA of Plasmodium relictum, 2562 nucleotides long. RefSeq names its product conserved Plasmodium protein, unknown function. The transcript has 7 exons. The coding region runs from base 1 to 2562 and encodes 853 amino acids. Gene Ontology annotation, molecular function: microtubule binding. NCBI's taxonomy places the organism in Eukaryota, Apicomplexa, Aconoidasida, Haemosporida, Plasmodiidae. The record is from RefSeq and is a predicted model, not a curated record.
AUGAGUGAAAAUGAUAAAAACAAAGAAGUUCUAAUGAACCGUUCUCAUGUAUCGAAGAAAUAUUUAUCUAAAAAUGAAAAAGAUACUGAUUUGGCUUUUCAUAUUGAUUAUGAAACACUCUUAAAAAAUUGCAAACAUAAAGAAAAAUAUAUUGAUUUAAAUUUAGAAAUUAAUUAUAAUUUAGAGGAAAUUAUGGAAAAUAAAGAUAAUAUAAAAAAAUGUAUACAUGUGCAUGAUAUAAUAGACGAUGAAAAUUUAUAUAGAAAAAAAUCAAAUGAAGAUAACAUAAAAAAUAAUAAAUAUUAUUACGAUAAUAACUUAUAUUUUGAUAUAAAUAAUAAAAUUUCUCCAUUAUAUUAUGAGAGAGAAAAAGAAAACAAAGACACAACAAAUAAAAACUUGCAUUAUGAAAAUAAUUAUAAUGAUGAAAAUAGCUCAUCAUAUUCAAAUGAUUCAUACUGCUCAGAUAUUACUGUAAAUUCUUCAGAAGAAAAGAAAAAAUCUAUGAAUUUUUCUCAAAGAAUUACAUACGAUAAUAAUGAAUUAAUACAUAAUUUAAAUUUAUAUAAUAAAAUAAUAAACUACAAUAUUCAUAAUAAAAAAUAUGAAGAAAGUAGUAACAAUUUCUCUCAAAUGAAUAAACAAAAAAUAGAAAAUCUUGAUUGUUAUAAUUCUUUUUUCAUUAAGAAAAGUAAUAAUGAAAAGCAUUCAUGCCACCGUGAAAAACAAAAGAAAAUUUAUUCUCAUGAUUUUUGCCAUAAUACAAUCAACAAAAAAGAGAUGAAUAGUAGUUUUUAUUUGCCAAAUGAAUCCAAAUAUACUUUUAAUGAAAAUAAUGUAGAUAAUUCCCCAACAAAUCUUAAAUUUUUUAAAAGUAGCAAAAGCUUAAAUAGCAUAAAAAUGGAAGAAGAAAUAUUAAAUAAAUAUGAAAAAAUAUUAAAAGUUAUAAAAUAUUUAAGAAAAAUUAAAACGAAAUAUCCUGAAAUUGAAACUAUUGUUUCUAUUUUAUCUAAUCAUAUUAAAAAUAUUACAUUCAAGUGCGAGAAAAUGUUUGAUACAAGAUCUCAAUUAAAUGAUUUCUUAAAAAAAAUAUACAUUUAUCAAAUUUUUCUAUUAAAAAAAGUUGUUUUUAAAGAUCAAAAUAUUGUAAAAAAUAAUGACUCCAGUAAAUAUCAUAGAAAUAAUGCACCAAGAAAUAGAAUACGCUUUAUUUCAACAGAUCAGCAAAAUUUAAGAGAUUAUUCAAUAGUUCUAGAAGAUAGUAAUAAAAAUAUUUAUUCUAUGUUGCAUCAUUUAGAUAAAAAUGGAUCAUUCAACAUACAAAAUAAAAAUAUAUUUGAAUAUAUAAAAACACAUGAUGAUAAAAAAUUAGAUAAAAAAGACGGAAUAUAUAGAAAAAGAUAUGAAAAUAACUAUAAGGGAGAAUAUGAGGAUCAUGAACAUGAAGUAUUAGAAAGCAAAAAGGAAAAAUUGAUUAAUAGAGGAGAUGAAGAAGAAAUGAAAGAUUAUAUCUAUAGUGAAUAUAAAAAAAGUACGAAUAUAUACAAUGAAUGUCAAAUAGAAGAUGAAAAUGCAAAAAAUAUAUAUGAAGAUGUAAUUAAAGUCAAUACGAAUAAAUACAAAUAUAAAAAUAUAUACAACAAUCAUGAGAUAGAUCAAAAAGAAAAGGAAAAAGAAAAAGGGUAUUAUCAUGAUUGCUUUAUGAAAGAUAAAUAUAAUGAAGAUAAUAAAUAUAUAUAUGAAAUUGAAGAAAAUACAAAAGACAAAAAAAAAAAAGUUAAAAAGAAAAAUGAAAAUAUUUUAGACGUUGAUCAUGUGUUAAAUAAAGUAAUUAUUCAGCAAAAAACUGAAAAUUUUACGAAAUUGAAUGAAAAAGAUGCAUCACAUACAAAGACAUUAUUUGAAAAAUUAGAGCAAAGUAAUGAAAAUUGUGAAAAUAAAAAGAAUUUCAUAAAUAUAAAUUCUAAUGAAUAUGAAUCAAAUAACCCUGAAAUAAAGGAUCUUUACAAAAAUAGAAAUGGAAAAUUUUUUAAACAUUCAGCUUAUAAAGAAAGAGAUAAGUUGAAUUUAAAUGCACUUAAUUUAGAAAACAACAAUCCUUCUUUUAUAAAUAGAUCUAGUAAUGAAAAAGAUAAAAAAAAAAGUAUUGAUAAAGAAGAAAAAAAAACACAUAUAUUAUAUUAUGACAUAAAUAAAGAAUUAACCGCUAUUUCCAAUCGAGAAUCUGUUAUACAUGCAUUAAAAUAUACUCUUUUAGAUAAACCCAAAAAUUUUACAGUUCUACAAAACUUCUUAUUUAAAAUAGAUGUUGAGCUAGUAGAAUAUAAAAAUUUUAUUUUGUUGAUAGCUAAGGAUAUAAGGGAGCCACAUUUAGAAGCUUUGUAUGGAUUAAAUGAUUUUUCUGUAUUUGAAAAGGUAUAUGGAAAAAAGGUAGCUCCCCGUUUUUUAGUUUCAAGCAAAGUUAAAAUUUUUUAUAAAUAUGAUAAAUUUUAUAAAAGAUUUAAAGAACUUACAAAUGUAAGAGACUUCAGUGGCAUAACAGAUGCUGUACAAUUGAUUUAA